UAACCCGCAGGUAUUCAGUGCGUGAAAGGUUUCGGGCACUUUGACGUUUACUGUCGGUCGUUGAAGGGAAACAUGCAGAUUUAACAACUGUCUUUAAGACCUUAGUAAAAAGGGAGAUGGAUCUCAUACUGAAUAUCGCUGACUAUUAUAUUCUCACACCAUAUGUCUAUCCAUCUACCUGGCCAGAGAAUGGUGCCUUUCGUCAGAUCAUCAGCCUGCUGUUUAUUACCAACUUAGCAGCUGUGAUGCUCUAUCUUAUGCUUGGAUCUGUUAGUUACUAUUUCAUUUUUGAUCACUCUCUUAUGAAGCACCCUCAGUUUCUGGAGAAUCAAGUCAAACGGGAAAUAAAGUAUGCCUUGUGGUCAGUGCCGUGGAUUAGCCUUCCCACAGUAGCCUUGUUUUUUGCAGAGGUCAGAGGGUAUAGCAAGCUGUAUGACAAUAUUGAAGACUCACCUUAUGGCUGGUUUGGCGUUUUUCUAAGUAUGUUGUCUUUCCUGCUCUUUACUGACAUGUGUAUCUACUGGAUUCACCGUUUUCUUCAUCAUAAGCUCAUCUAUAAGUAUUUCCACAAACCACACCAUGUCUGGAAGAUUCCUACACCCUUUGCCAGCCAUGCUUUUCAUCCAGUGGAUGGCUUCCUGCAGGGCUUACCAUAUCACAUCUAUCCCUUCUUGUUUCCCUUGCACAAAGUGGUUUACCUUGGUUUGUACGUAUUUGUCAAUGUAUGGACAGUGUCUAUCCAUGAUGGAGAUUAUCGUGUUCCUAAAUUUCUCCAGUCCAUUAUAAAUGGUUCAGCACACCACACUGACCACCACCUCUUCUUUGACUAUAAUUAUGGCCAAUAUUUCACACUGUGGGACCACAUUGGAGGCUCAUAUAGAUUCCCUUCAGCUCUCCAAGGAAAGGGUCCUCAUCUCUGUGUUAGACAGAGUAAACAGAUAGAUGAACUCAAUACACAUUGGGACCAUAAAUCUGAAAAUUCCAAAGCGCAUAAAAAUAAAUAAAUAUUAAUACUAUUCUUGAAUAAUGGGAUGAAGAAAACCAUUUUGGAUUUGCAAGUAACUGGUUUUAAAUAACUGACUUAUGGAGUUUUGUUUAACACAAGUACAAUAAUUUAAAACCUCAUGAUAGAAAAGAAAAUGUGUAUAAGAUGUGCUAUGUAGUAUGCAUUAACAAUGACAAUGUCAAUGAGCAUAAAGUAUCUUUGUGACUGUUAGGAAAUUACCAAAAUGAAAAUGGUGAUUGAAAAACUUAAGCAUAUCUUGAGGAAUGCAUAUGUCUGCAAUUAAGUUUAAAUGUCAAGUAAAUGUUAAGUAAAUAUAAUUUUCUGUUAUGUGCUCAUAAUAUUUGAUCACAUCGUAAACCUGUAUUCAUAUUGGUAACAGGCAGUAUAUUUAUAUAGCCGACAUUCAUUCUUAACCAGUCCGUUUUAUACAAACAAUAGGUUAUAUUGGUAAAUAUUUCUGUCAAUGAUAAAAAGCAGUUCAUUUAAAGUCUCCUUAUAAUUUAUAAAUUUCUCAAAUUGUUCUUUUAAAGUCAGAGAAAAAGUGAUUCAGUGCGACAUAAUUCACACUUUAUAAAUAAUAGGAAUCCAGGUUCAAGCUGUUGUUGUUAUUAUUAUUACUACUACUUCUACACUGGGUAACAAAAUAGAGUUUUUUAUCACAUGAAUCAAUAAAUAUGGAUCUAAUCAGACUUUCUUUAUCACAAAGAUUUUAAGUGACAUAUGCUUAUAAUUUACAUCAACAUAUAUUUAUACAAUCUAUACAUGCUGAAAGUGUUGCCUAAAAUGGUAAAAUUUUCUACUGUACCUGGCUUCAGGAAUAUCCCUCUUAAGGACCCAGCAGUAGUCAGCAAGCGUAUUAGGACUCCAGUUGCUUUGGAAUUGCUGUUCCAUUUCAGAAAUGUUCUGAUGAAACCGUUCACCGUGCUCAUCCCUUUCCAUUGUGAGAUUUCCUGGGGAAAGCUCAUGAAGAGAAUCCAAUAAAUUAUUUUUUAAGAUGUAAACACUUAGAUGUUUACACUUUGACAUCUGAUUACCUAUUGUCAUGGAACUCUCUCCACAUGUCCAAAUGUGUUACAGGCUGCACACUCUAGUUGAAAAGAACAUGGAAACAUGUUCAGAAAUGGCAAUAAAAACAUGCUAAUUUUGAAUUUAGCUUUAAAAACCUGUGCACCUUAAUAAGGGCUUAUAUACUAAGUACACUGUCCAUAAAGAACUUAACAGUGUUGAUGACAGAAAUAUUCUGAGUACAUUUUAGAAAUCAGCAUGAAAAAGUACUUUUGAAACACCUGUUCUGUGAAGAUUUUUGUUGGCCAAUUUUAUUAUAGAAACACUUGUAGGAUGUGAAUAGCGCAGUUCAAGUGUAUAUUGGACAGUUUUAAAAUUAUACUCAACAAGUAAUACUUGAUUUACUGAAAACCAAGUUCAAAUCUGAGCAAAUAUUUUGCUUAUUUGUAUUUUGCUUCUGCUUGAAUUGGUAACUGGAAUAUGCUUUGUGUAGCAAAAGUGUUGCCUUUGUGCCAAGAAAGAAUAUCAUGUUUUCUGUGUUUUGUGCACACACUAUAAAUUCAAGAUUUGUAUAUAAAUAAAGGUAAGGUUCAAUGAAAAGAAGGCAUACAAAAUACACCAAUGGUUCAAGUUCAAGGUUUUAUAUAGUAAUUAUGAUUUUUGGUUGUAAUAUUAAAUUAAUAAUACUAUAAUUCAUGUAAAAAAGAGAGUAUAUUUUCAUAAUGGUUGUUUGAAUUUGUAGAGAACUUUUUAUGAUGCAGUAGUGUGGAACACCACUUCUCAAGUGGUUUGCUGUAAUUUCAAAAAGAGAGCAAGCAGAACAAUGUACCUUCACAAACUUUGAAUGGUGUAGUAAACUUUUGAAAUCCUCUGCCUUUUAAUUUCUGCUCCUGAUUCACAAGUAUACUUAAUUAUUAGCCAAGUUGUACUUUUUCUGUUUUGCAAGUAUAAUAUGUUGGAAAACGCAUGGUCCUUAGCCUAAUUUUUGUAUUUUUUACAAUAUUUACUUUUACAGAGAAUGUGAUUUACAUUUUAAAAAGUCAGAUGUAAAACUGGACAUCAGUGUUGAUUUGUAUUAUAUCACAGACUGCUAUAUUGACAUUUACAUUUAUUUACUUGGAAGAUACAUUUAUUCAAAGCGGCUUACAAAAGAAGUCAGUAUAACUGAGUAAACGUCAGUCUGGGGACUGUUUUGCAGCAAGUGGUCAAAAAACAAGCUUGCAGAAUUGACUAUCACAAGAGCUCCAAACCACAGAGAAAAAAAACAGACUAGUACUCUAAAAAACUAGCAUGAAACCAUUAUCAAUUAUAGAUAUAUUCAUGUAACAAGAGUCUAUAAACACUUCUUAAACAGAAUGAUUGAGGUGGGCAGCUCAUUCCACUGACUCAAAGCCACACAGGCUAAGAUUUGAUGGCAGGAGUUUACUGGCAGAUGUGAGUGGACAAGAAGGAGCAUAGUUGUGCCUCCAUGUACAUAGGUGCUAAACCAAUGGCUACUCUGUAGGCAAGCAUCAAGAAAUUGAAUUUAAUGUAUUCUGCAACAGGGGCCAGUGUAGUGACAUGAAAAGACAUACUGCUGAAUUUUGAAUCAUGUGCAGUGGUUUGGUAGGAUAUUGAGUAUUCUGAUUUUGCUAGUCUCUCCAUAUUUUCUUAUUCCACUUUGGGGUCCUGGAUUAGCUGUUUUAUGUUGCUGGGUGGUAUUGUGGGUUUGUGCGACUUCCUCAUAGCUUCAGUCAUUUGGGUUUAAUUGCUGUCUUUCUCCUUGCAUGUUCUUCCACUACAGAUUUCCCUGGGUUUCUCACAUAUUAUGACACUUUAAUAUGAGUUUAGUUGAUGAUAUUGCUUUGUUCCCAACUACAUGAGGUUGUCCCCAUCCAUUGUUGUUAUUUGCUUUGCACCUGACACUGCCAGGAGAUGCUAAAACUCUCCAUGACUUUAUAAAGGAAAAAUUGGGUUAUAAUAAUAAAUGACAGUCUAGGUUAGGCCAACAUUAUGAAGUUCUUGUAUAAAUUCCAGUUACUGUUGCUUUAAUUUCUAAUGUAUGGCUAUAUUAAACUGAAGCAGUGUAAGCUCAUUCAUUCCUUCAGGAACUUGUUAUGGAAUGAGCUUGACUUAUAAUUGUGAUGCAGAUAAGUCAUUUUUCUACCCUUAUGUUCAAUGAUGAGAUUCCAUGCUGUUUUAAAUAGUAUGUUCAUAUUUAUUAAAUAUACCCAAUCUUCUUUUCUUCCUGCAAAAUGAAGCCAAUCAGUUCUAAAAAACGUAUUGGUGUUGGUCAAUGUUAACCAAAAAUGAUAUCCUUUGCAAACUAACUUCUACAUGUAAAGUUAUGAAAUUCAUUGUUGUUUAUUAUUUUCCUUUUCUUGAUCUUUGGACAGUGGAGUAAUUCCAAAAUAAGAAAAUAUAGUAUUAUAUCAUAAAAGUCUGGCUUAUAAAAUCAGUUAAAUUAAAUAAACUGUUUUGUAUUUUGUUCAUACAGAUUGUUGUAAACAUGUAGAAGAUUGGUACCAUAGUGUUUUUUGUGUGUUUGAAUCAAAAUGCAAUAAACACAAAACUGCCGCUUAGUGAAAUCCAAUA
Messenger RNA from Polypterus senegalus (gray bichir), 4585 nucleotides. It is a transcript of the gene sc5d, whose product is annotated as sterol-C5-desaturase. Gene Ontology annotation, molecular function: oxidoreductase activity; iron ion binding. The transcript has 5 exons. The record is from RefSeq and is a predicted model, not a curated record. NCBI's taxonomy places the organism in Eukaryota, Metazoa, Chordata, Cladistia, Polypteriformes, Polypteridae. The coding region runs from base 117 to 1004 and encodes 295 amino acids.